CCAACGAACUCUACAGGAAGACCAUUUAGCAUUACCACAUGAUGAUUAAGUUUGACGGGAAAAUGUCUGAAAUUUCUUGUGUUAUUUAUCACAAUGUGGCUAAAGAUGAAAUACAGGGAUUGGACAGAGAGAGAGUGGAGUUGAUGGUGGAGUUCUUUAAGACUGCAGAUGACUUCAGGACACAGACAGACUCCAAUACAAACAAACAACAAGAACUUCAGUGUACCGGAAGUGAUAGUGUGAAGAACAGAAGUCACAGAUCAGUUCUAGUGUGUUUGGUGGUGCUGUGUGUUCUUCUAUUGACUGCAGUCAUAGUGCUGUGUGUCCUGUGUUACAAGUCUCAGAUCAAGACCAAAAACCUCACCAAAGAGAGAGACGAAUCUAUAGCCAAGUACAAUAAAACUAUCGAACAAAAUCAACAGUUGAAUCAGGAGAAAAAUGAACUGCUAAAACAUCUUCAUGAAUCCAGUGAAUCCAGUUUUCACUUCAUUUCAUCUGAAAGGAAGAGCUGGACUGAGAGCAGAAGAUUCUGUAGAGAGAGAGGAGCAGAUCUGAUCAUCAUUAACAACAAAGAGGAACAAGAUUUUGUUAGCACAAUGACUGGUACAGAAAACAUCUGGAUUGGUCUGUCUGACAUUGAUGUGGAGGGCACAUGGAAAUGGGUUGAUGGCAGCACACUGACCUUAAGCUUCUGGAAGUCUAAACAGCCCGAUAACAGAAUAGUGGAGAAUUGUGCUGUAAAUCAUUUAUCAGUGUGGUCUGAUUAUAUGUGUCAUGUACCAUUUAGAUUUGUUUGUGAGAAAAAGUAGUAAUAUCCCACCAAUGCAAGUGUAUGUGAUAAUGAAAGAGGAGAAGAGGUCUUUCUAACCUAAACACAGAGACGUCUUUUAAAGUUCAUGUAGCAUUUUUUUCUAACACUAAAACUUCCUGUCUUUUGAGGUCACUUUGAGAAAAAUGUAAAAGUGUAUCAUUUCACGACACGUAGCACAUAUUAUUACAGCAUCAUAGCUUGUGUGUCUACGUUGGUUUGUGUUUAACUUUUUCCAGCUCUGCGCAGACGGACCACUGUAUUAAAAAAAAGCAUACAGCUUUUGAAAGCAUUUUAACAGCAUACAUUUCAUAGGCAUUCAAUAGUCACAGCUGUCAUUGUACUUUGAUGUCAUAUGCCGAACGAUCUUGGAUCAAA
Messenger RNA from Triplophysa dalaica, 1186 nucleotides. Its product is annotated as C-type lectin domain family 17, member A-like. Gene Ontology annotation, cellular component: external side of plasma membrane. The transcript is spliced from 5 exons. NCBI's taxonomy places the organism in Eukaryota, Metazoa, Chordata, Actinopteri, Cypriniformes, Nemacheilidae. Gene Ontology annotation, molecular function: fucose binding; D-mannose binding. Bases 39 to 809 code for a protein of 256 amino acids. The record is from RefSeq and is a predicted model, not a curated record. Gene Ontology annotation, biological process: biological process involved in interspecies interaction between organisms.